GAGCUUUACAACCUCCGACCUGGAGUCUGGCCACAACUUUUUGUUGCGUCAUUGUAAAAAGAACACCCAAUACGAUGGCAAACGAAGCCAGGCCGUGCCCCUGUGACCUCGGCGAUCGGAUCGACUACGGGGGCCUCGGCCGGGAGGUUCAGAUUGAGCACAUUAAAGCCUAUGUGGUCGAGCCGGCCACUGCGUCUGACAAGGCUGUGAUCGUCAUACAGGACAUCUUCGGAUGGCAGCUUCCCAACACCAGAUACAUGAGUGACAUGCUGGCUGAAAAUGGAUACAUUGCUGUCUGUCCCGACUUCUAUGUCGGAAAGGAGCCGUGGAGUCCAUCACAUGACUGGUCCACAUUUCAGGAGUGGCUUGAGGACAAAAAGCCGACCAACAUAAACAAAGAGGUCGAUGCAGUGCUGAGGUUCCUGAAGGAGCAGUACGGGGCCAAACACAUCGGAGUGGUGGGCUUCUGCUGGGGAGGGAUUGCCACACAUUAUCUCGCCCUGCAGUAUCCAGAGCUCAAAGCUGGAGUGUCAGUCUAUGGGAUCAUCCGUGAGAGGGAGGACAGGUACGAGCUGAGGAGUCCCACGCUGUUCAUUUUUGGAGAGAAAGAUCCGAUUAUCCCACUGGACCAGGUGAGCACCCUGGAAGCAAUCCUGAAGGAGAAAUGCACAGUGGAUUACCAAGUUAAGAUCUUCCCUGGGCAGACUCAUGGGUUUGUCCACCGCAAGAGGGAGGAUGUCAACCCCACAGACAAGCCCAGCAUCCAGACGGCCAGAACGGACAUGCUCAACUGGCUCGACAAGUACAUGUAAGUGAGACGAUCAAGACGAUCCAGCCACGUUGGGAGUCCAGUUACCUGCAGUACUGUGGAACCAACUGGUGCCUUUAAGAUUAUUUGUAAAAUAUGUAAGUGUCAUUUAGAACCAGCUAGUGAUUGUUGCUCCUUUGUUUUUGUUUGGUUGUUGACAUUCCAAUAAUCUCAAUGAAAAAUUCAGCUAAUUGUUGAGCCAGACAUGUCUCGUACUUUUCCUGGAAUCUGUAUGAUGCAGUAUACUGUCCUCAUGUAAGGUUGCUAACGUCAAUAAUUUGUAGAAUGUAGUGGGAUUCCCCUUUAUACACCCAACUGCCAAAGUUUUGUUUAAAUUUCAAGUUAUAUAAGACAUGACGUGUGAACCUGACCUUGAAUAAAAGUUUCAACAUUAGAGACUUGAAAUCAGAACAACAGAGUCUUGAGAUUUCAACAGACCAACAUUUUAAUGGUGACUUAUAACAGCUUGAACAUUUUGUAUCAGAUGAUAAAUAGCAAUAUGCAGUGCGGUUAGGACAUGGUGCUCGGGGAAGUGCCUAAAACCUCUAGACAGGCACACAACAUUAAGCGCUUCCAGAGCAUGGCUGAGCCUUACGGUGGUCAGGGGGACUCUAGUCCUCGCUCUCUCCCUGGCUUCGGAUGUCAUCGAUCUUGAGGAUCAUCUUCACUACCUGAGUAGCCAGCAAGAUCUGCUGCUUCUUGCCAAUCAGGGUCUCGAUCACAUGUUGAUGCUUCAUGUCUGUGUAGAGGCAAACAAAAAAAGUGAUUCAGCGUCAUCCUGCUUUAAGAUAGAAAUGCAGUGUCCCCAGUGUCUGACUGAAAGUGUGCUAAUCCACCAGACUGUGCAGUGUUCAGUUUGAAUAAUAAAGUAAAUCAUUUGA
Molecule: messenger RNA, 1689 nt
Organism: Scophthalmus maximus (turbot)
Lineage: Eukaryota; Metazoa; Chordata; Actinopteri; Pleuronectiformes; Scophthalmidae
Gene: cmbl
Product: carboxymethylenebutenolidase homolog (Pseudomonas)
Exons: 6
Coding region: 75-812 (245 amino acids)
Molecular function (GO): hydrolase activity
Source: RefSeq, a predicted model, not a curated record